AUGGAAGACGACGAUGACGAGUUCGGAGAUCUCUACACAGACGUCCUUCGACCCUUUGCGACGUCGUUUUCGUCUCAGGUACCAGCUCAAACUCAAGCCACCACUACGACGUCGUCUCUGGACCGUCCGAUCGAUCACGACAACAUCCAAGGUAACGAUGAAGAGAUUCUCUUUGGAGCUCGCAAUUCCAAUUCAAACCCUUCUUUUAAUCCAUUUAUUAGUUCUCAGCAAAACCAACAGGAAAACCUAUCUUUCGAGCCCAACAAGCUCGGCGGAUUGGGUCAAUCGGGGCCGUCUAUCGAUAAAACUUCCGAUUCUGAUCGGAAUUUGAAAGAAGAUAAAAAAGAAGAGGGUUUAGCUGGGAUUGGGAUUAAUUGGGCGGAAUCGGAUUCGAAAACUAGGGUUUUGGAGAGGAGUGAGGAUGUGGAAUUACAAGACAGGGCUUUUAGGGUUUCAAAUUUUAUGGACGAGGAAAAUAUUGACGUUGUGGUUGAAGAGAGAGACGAUAAAGAUGAUCUUCUGGUGGAAAACGAUGAGAAAUUGAAGGGUAGAAGUGAGGAUCUCGAGAACUUGUUGGGUAGAAUUGACAAGACUGAGAAGUUUGGGGGUGAUAAUGAAAUUGGGGAGAUGGCUACGGAGUCAAUGAUUCCGGAGGUAUCGAUUCCAGGGAUCUCGGGUACGGUGGAUAACCGGGCAGAGGGGAAUCUCGAGGAUGAUUGGGAUAGUGAUAGUGAGGAUGAUUUGCAAAUUGUGUUGAAUGAUAACAAUCACGGGCCUUUGGGAAUGGAGAGAAUUGGAGGUGGCGGUGAUGAUGACGAUGAGGAUGAAGAUGGGGAGCCUUUGGUUAUUGUAGCUGAUAGCGACAACCUCAACCAUCAACCAAUGGUAGAGGAGCAAGACUGGGGUGAAGAAACGGCCCAGACAGGAGAUGGUGAGAGAAAAGAAUUGGGUGAUGCGGCAAAAGUGAACGGUGUAAUUGCUAUGGCACCAAAGAUUGGGUACAGCAAUCAUGGUUACCAUCCAUUUCAUUCUCAGUUCAAGGUCAGUGGAAUUGUACAUGUGGGGUUUUGUGGUUUCCCGUUGUUUGAUGAGAAUUUGAAAUGUACACAGGGUAUAUGGCCAUUUGCAAAAUUAAUAGCUGCCCCUCUCGGUGAGGAAAAUGCUUUAAAUAAUAGUUCCUUUCUUACUCGGCCACUAGUGGGAAAUGUUGCACAUNAAGACGACGAUGACGAGUUCGGAGAUCUCUACACAGACGUCCUUCGACCCUUUGCGACGUCGUUUUCGUCUCAGGUACCAGCUCAAACUCAAGCCACCACUACGACGUCGUCUCUGGACCGUCCGAUCGAUCACGACAACAUCCAAGGUAACGAUGAAGAGAUUCUCUUUGGAGCUCGCAAUUCCAAUUCAAACCCUUCUUUUAAUCCAUUUAUUAGUUCUCAGCAAAACCAACAGGAAAACCUAUCUUUCGAGCCCAACAAGCUCGGUGGAUUGGGUCAAUCGGGGCCGUCUAUCGAUAAAACUUCCGAUUCUGAUCGGAAUUUGAAAGAAGAUAAAAAAGAAGAGGGUUUAGCUGGGAUUGGGAUUAAUUGGGCGGAAUCGGAUUCGAAAACUAGGGUUUUGGAGAGGAGUGAGGAUGUGGAAUUACAAGACAGGGCUUUUAGGGUUUCAAAUUUUAUGGACGAGGAAAAUAUUGACGUUGUGGUUGAAGAGAGAGACGAUAAAGAUGAUCUUCUGGUGGAAAACGAUGAGAAAUUGAAGGGUAGAAGUGAGGAUCUCGAGAACUUGUUGGGUAGAAUUGACAAGACUGAGAAGUUUGGGGGUGAUAAUGAAAUUGGGGAGAUGGCUACGGAGUCAAUGAUUCCGGAGGUAUCGAUUCCAGGGAUCUCGGGUACGGUGGAUAACCGGGCAGAGGGGAAUCUCGAGGAUGAUUGGGAUAGUGAUAGUGAGGAUGAUUUGCAAAUUGUGUUGAAUGAUAACAAUCACGGGCCUUUGGGAAUGGAGAGAAUUGGAGGUGGCGGUGAUGAUGACGAUGAGGAUGAAGAUGGGGAGCCUUUGGUUAUUGUAGCUGAUAGCGACAACCUCAACCAUCAACCAAUGGUAGAGGAGCAAGACUGGGGUGAAGAAACGGCCCAGACAGGAGAUGGUGAGAGAAAAGAAUUGGGUGAUGCGGCAAAAGUGAACGGUGUAAUUGCUAUGGCACCAAAGAUUGGGUACAGCAAUCAUGGUUACCAUCCAUUUCAUUCUCAGUUCAAGUAUGUGAGACCCGGUGCAGCACCGAUGCCUGGAGCAGCUCCUUUGGGCCCUGGAGGAGCCCCAGGUCAAGUUCGGCCGCCUGUCAACGUCGGUCCCAUUACCGGUCGUGGUAGAGCUGAUUGGCGUCCAACGGGAAUAAGAAGUGCUUCUCCCAUGCAGAAAGGUUUUCAUCCAGGUUAUGGGAUGCCCCUUUGGGGCAACAAUGCAGGACGUGGUUUCAGCAGUGGACUGGAUUUCACACUUCCGUCGCACAAGACUAUAUUUGAAGUUGAUAUCGAUAGUUUUGAGGAAAAACCAUGGAAACUCCAGGGUAUUGAUGUAUCAGAUUUUUUCAACUUUGGUCUAAAUGAGGAAAGCUGGAAAGAGUAUUGCAAACAGCUGGAGCAGUUCCGCCUGGAGGCAACCAUGCAAAGCAAAAUUCGUGUUUACGAAGGUGGGAGGACAGAACAGGAGUUUGAUCCGGAUCUGCCCCCAGAACUAGCAGCAGCAGCAGGUAUUCACGAUGUUGCAUCUGAAAAUGCAAAUCUGGGCAAGACAGAUACUGGACAAAGUGACUUUGCAAAAGGAUCUGCGCGUAUGCGACCGCCUCUACCGACUGGAAGAGCAAUACAGGUGGAAAGUGGUUAUGGCGAACGCCUCCCAUCCAUUGAUACCCGUCCAGCACGAGUGCGUGAUUCCGAUGCGAUCAUUGAGAUUGUCUUGCAGGAUUCUACCGAUGGCGAUUCCUACCCAGGAAAUGACAUCGCAGAAAAUGAUCCAUCAAGAGAGGAUUUCAGAGGAGGUGAUGAAAAUGAAGAUGAGAUCCUGCAGGAAAAUGCCAAACAUUUUAAUGGUUCUCCACGUGGUUAUGAUGGUAGGAAGAGGGAGCUUCUAGGAAGAAGAGCACCAUUCAUGAAUCCUGAUGAUGACAAUAUUACUGAUGGAGAUGGAAUGAUGCCUCCUCAUUCAGAAGCACUCAGUAAACAUCGUUCUGAUUCAAGGGGGAAUGCCAUUGGAUAUCCUGAUAGGAAUUUUGGCAUCCCUCACGAUGAGAGAAGAGAAAGGAAAGCUAUCAAACCAUUUGCGAGCUUCCAAUGGAAGCUCACUUAA
Molecule: messenger RNA, 3342 nt
Organism: Ilex paraguariensis (yerba mate)
Lineage: Eukaryota; Viridiplantae; Streptophyta; Magnoliopsida; Aquifoliales; Aquifoliaceae
Source: the annotation of a GenBank genome assembly